AUGCCGUUUGGCAGGCGCGCGGUCUGCGGCUGCACGAAGUACAAGAGCAUGUACCCAACGGUCGGGCAGUGGAGCCGCGCAGAUGGGCUCCGCGUGUGCAGCUCGUGCGUGGAAGAUAAGAAGAGGUCCGGCACGCCGUGGCAAUGCAUGGAGUGUGGUCUAUGGAAGUGCGAGGAGGCGUUCCACGCGUCACAGCACCACCCGUCGAAGUUGACCACGCGGCGCUGCGUGGACUGCCCCGAGAGACGUAGUUGCCGCGUGUGCGAGGAUCGGAAGUACGAAGAAGCGUUCGCGCCGUACCAGUGGAACCUUGCAGGGAACAGCCGGUGCAAAGGGGGGAUGUGCAAAGAGUGCGAGGAGCUGAAGAAGCACCUGACGUGUUCCCGCUGCGGCAUGGAGAAGUUGGUGGACGAAUUCGCGAGGACGGACGAGAAAGCCUGCGUUGAGUGCGGGGUGUUGCAGCGGCGUGGAUUCUUCUCGCAAUUCAUGUGGGAAGGAGAGGCCGCUCGAAACCGCAAGUGCAAGCGCUGCGUCGAUGGCGCAAAGCUGGAGCGCGGGAAGGCCUGCGUUGAGUGCGGGGUGUUGCAGCGGCGUGGAUUCUUCUCGCAAUUCAUGUGGGAAGGAGCGGCCGCUCGAAACCGCAAGUGCAAGCGCUGCGUCGAUGGCGCAAAGCUGGAGCGCGGCAAGUGGAAAUGUGUAGAAUGCAAGGGCGCUUUCGGGAGGGACCACUACAGGAACUGGUUAGCUGGGCGAUCGACGCAGAAGGCGGAUGGGAAGCAGAGAUGCAACGCGUGCUGUGCUGGCCAGGAGCGCAAACGGAAGGAAGUCGCCGAGCGGAGCCAUGCGUCGGUAGCGAAAGUAAAGAAG
Molecule: messenger RNA, 867 nt
Organism: Prorocentrum cordatum
Lineage: Eukaryota; Dinophyceae; Prorocentrales; Prorocentraceae
Source: the annotation of a GenBank genome assembly